This is a messenger RNA of Dromiciops gliroides (monito del monte), 2000 nucleotides long. RefSeq names its product leucine rich repeat containing 17 (gene LRRC17). The transcript has 4 exons. Bases 330 to 1655 code for a protein of 441 amino acids. NCBI's taxonomy places the organism in Eukaryota, Metazoa, Chordata, Mammalia, Microbiotheria, Microbiotheriidae. Gene Ontology annotation, molecular function: protein binding. The record is from RefSeq and is a predicted model, not a curated record.
CUGUGUAAUUUAAAACCUCUGAAAAGUCUGCUGCAGUACUUGCCCUGCGUUAUUUUAACAUGAGGGCUGGAUGCAGACAGUUCUCCAAAGGAUCCCCUUCCCCACCGCAUGAAAAAAAGGAGUGAACGACAAACCUGAGUACAACCUGAAAGGUCCAAAUCGGUGAUCUUGUGGCAUCCUUUGCCUAAACUCAGGAAUUCUACAUAUUCCAGCUGUAUCUCAUCGUUUCUGAACUGCAUUAGUUAAUAUUACACAAACUCAGAUUUCAAAGGAAUCCUUUCACAGUUUCAUCUAUCACACAAAGUAAUUGAGGCCAGCUGGAUGUCAGGAUGCAAGUGGUUGCCAUUAUAAUAUUGCUCUUCUUUUGUAAAACAUCUGAAUUUAGGAAGACAAGUUUGGGGAGUUCAAGAAGCAAAGCUCACAAUGGAAGAGCAAACAAUGGCCGGAGGGCCUCUAGCACUGUGAAGCGUUAUGCCCCAGGCCUUCCAUGUGAUGUAUAUACUUAUCUUCAUGAAAAGUACUUAGAUUGUCAAGAAAGAAAACUAGUUUAUACUUUGCCUGGUUGGCCUGAGGAUUUAUUGCACAUGCUGCUAGCAAGAAACAGAAUCCGUAUUUUGAAGAACAAUAUGUUUUCCAAGUUUAAAAAACUGAAAAGCCUGGAUUUACAACAAAACGAUAUAUCCAAAAUUGAGAGUGAGGCUUUCUUUGGUUUAAACAGACUUACCACCCUCUUACUUCAGCACAACCAACUAAAGGUACUGACAGAGGAGGUGUUCAUUUACACGCCUCUUCUAAGCUAUCUGCGUCUCUAUGACAAUCCUUGGCACUGUACUUGUGAGAUGGAUACACUGAUAUCAAUGCUGCAAAUCCCAAGAAACAGGAAUUUGGGGAAUUAUGCCAAAUGUGAAAGUCCACGAGAACUGAAAAACCAAAAGUUGAAGCAGAUAAAGUCUGAACAGUUAUGUAAUGAAGAUGAAAAACACCAACUGGCCCCCAAGACUCAAGUAUCAGGGAGACCUACAGUUGUUAAGCCCGAGGCUGACUCUUCUCUUUGCCACAUUUAUGUGUUUCCAAUACAAACACUAGAUUGCAAACGAAAAGAACUAAGGAAAAUUCCAAACAAUAUCCCUCCAGAUAUUAUUAAACUUGACUUAUCAAACAACAAAAUCAACCAACUUCAGCCUAAGGAGUUUGAAGAUGUUCAUGAAUUGAGGAAAUUAAACUUGAGCAGCAAUGGGAUUGAAUUCAUCGACCCUGCUGCUUUUUCAGGACUCACAAACUUAGAGGAAUUAGACUUAUCAAACAAUAGUCUACAAAACUUUGACUACGGAGUAUUAGAAGAUCUCUAUUUUUUGAAAAUCUUGUGGCUUAAAGACAAUCCUUGGAGAUGUGACUAUAAUAUCCACUACCUUUACUACUGGUUAAAACAUCACUAUAAUGUUCGUUAUAAUGGCCUGGAAUGCAGAACACCUGAAGAAUAUAAAGGCUGGCUUGUUGGAAAAUAUGUUCGUAGUUACUAUGAAGAAUGCCCAAAGGACAAGCUACCAUCAUACCCUGAUCCAACUGACCAGGAUACAGAAGACGAUGCAUGGGAAAAAAUACAUCGAGACCACAUGGCAAAGAAACAAAGUGUCAGGAUUACCAUAGUAGGUUAACUUAGAAGAAAUCUUCUUUGUAAGUAGCUUAGGUUUGAUAUUCGCUUAAGGAAAAUAUUAUGUUUACAUUUUGGUUAACUGUGUUAUGUCUAUGAAGGAAUAUCCAGUUAACGGGGUUUCUUUAAUUAUUACUUUAGCUGUUAACUAAAGGAACAAUCUCAUGCUGUUUAUCCUAUACAUAAAUGGCUGAGCAACAAUUGCUCACAGGCAUUCUACAAUGGUAAAUUGCAUGAGAUUGGGUUCCACAUGAUGGCAUUAAUAAUUACAUAAUGACCUGUAUAACUUUUUUUACUGUUUAAAAAACUUGGUUCAUUCUUGCCAGGCAUUUUGAAAGUAUUUGUAAAU